UACCUCGGCUUGACGAUGAGGAAUAUUUUGUUCUAUCUGGGGUUGGUGGCUGUGGUUGUCGCCAGUGCCACAGCUCAAACUACCGCCACCACGGCUGCCUCUACUACAACUGCAGCUGGCACAGGUAGUACCGCAGCAGCGGGUGGUACCACAGUAGCUGGGGGUACCACAGCAGCCGGUACCAGUGGUGAUGCUACCACAGCCGCUGCCGGCACAACCGCUACAACAAUGGCCACGACAACUGCCAGCGGAACUACCGUCCUGCCGUACAUGUUCCUUGUGAUUGCCCUGGCCUGUCUCACUCUGCUGGCAUAAAACUGACACAGUUAGACCUGGCAACAGACAGGAUGGAGCAAGAUUUCAAGAGAGGGUUGCAAAAUUAGAAUCAAGAACAGGAAUGUUCAACAUCACUAUCAAAAGACUUCUUCAUAAAAUGACUCAAAGAACAAUGAUUCAGACAUCUACUUAGUAGUGCCACUGUGUAGAAAAAGGCUCACAGAGUGCAUCUCAAAAGCUCCCUAAGUAGCAACUUUGUAAGAGAGGGGUGCAAUCUAAGAAUCAAGAACAGGAGUGUUCAAUAUUACUGUUGAAAGCUUCUUCAUAAAAUGACUCAAAGUCAAACAACAAUGAUUAACAUCUAAUAGGUUGAAAAAGGGACAGAGUGGAUCUCAAAAUCUCACUAAGUAGUAACUUUGUUUUGUGAAAUUGUUUAGAUAUUUCAACAAAACAAUGAUUCACAUGUGAUUGAGUAUUCUGUAUGCUAUAAUCAGUGUCAGAUCUUCUCCACAUCACCUAUCCCUACGGUUGAUGAUGAAACGUGGAUUGUUCCGUAGCAACAAAAUAUGUGUGCAAAUUGUAUCAAGAUGGAAACGUUUGUGUCCUGACCUCAGCUGUAUCAUUGAAAGUAGCAAUUCAUACUGCAAAACUGAUUGUUUUCAAUAUUACAUGUGAUCAGACUAUGCUGUGACAGUCAUUUAAGAUUACAAAAGCUUUUAAGGACAUUGUUGAAGGGACGUGUGAUGUUGGUCUCUAGAAGGAAUAGCACUAAAUACAUUGUAAGCUGUUAGAAUACUAGCAUCUACACCUACAUGUAUUUUGAAUUUUUAACAAAUGCAGAAUUUAAAUCUUAAUAACCCAAAUAAUGGAGCAAGCCAUGAUUGGUCAGUGAAAUAUGAACUAGGGCAAAUUUUAAUUGUAACCACGUGUAUAUAAUAGCUUUAAUUGCCAUUGUCCAAGAGCCACAGAGAGUCCUUUUGUAAAUGUACGUCAUGCUUAAAGUGCAAUGAUUGCUUGCUGCUAAGACUUGGAUUGAAAAAAAAAGUGGUGGAAAUGAAGCUUUGGAAUAAAGAAAGACUUCACCAUA
Molecule: messenger RNA, 1363 nt
Organism: Branchiostoma floridae (Florida lancelet)
Lineage: Eukaryota; Metazoa; Chordata; Leptocardii; Amphioxiformes; Branchiostomatidae
Exons: 2
Coding region: 16-315 (99 amino acids)
Source: RefSeq, a predicted model, not a curated record